AUGCAUGCACAGAACCACUCCCAACACAAGCCCCUGGUUCCCAAGCCUCAGGUGCUGCCCCCUGCGUUGCUGCCGCUGUAUCAGCUGCACCCUCCGCAACACCUUAACUCCUCGGCCCAGCAGGGCAACUCGUCUCAGGUGGCAAACUCGUCCCGCCCUGCACAGGCACAAGUGCAGAACCAGAAUGUUUUGCAGGCGCAGGCUAGAGGACAGGCGCACUCACAAACGCAAGCGCAGGCGCAGUCGCGGGGGCAGAUCCAGGCGCAGGGGCAGGGGACGGCAGAGGCGCCAGCAGCAGGGGCUCAGGCGCAAGGGGGUGGGCAGCUGCGGCUGCCUGCCGUGGCAGGGGGUGUGGGGCUGUCAGGGGGAGCGGGGAUGGCAGGGGGAGGGGGGAUGGCAGGGGGAGCAGGGCAGCAGGUGAAACCCCCUAUGAGCGCAGCAGCCAAGCAAGCACAGGCGAGGAUGACACAGGCUCAGCAACAGGCUCAGGCGCAAGCACAGGUGCAGGCACAGCAACAGGCGCAGCAGCAGGCACAGGCACAAGCACACACACAGGCGCAAGCACAGCAGGGGCAGCAGGGGCAGCAGGGGCAGCAGCAGAUUAAUGCGCAACGGCAGCGGUUGCAGCAGCAGGGACAGGCACAGGCACAGCAGCGGACGCAGCAACCGCAAGCAAGGCGAGCACAGGCUGGGUCCCAAAACCCCCUCGAGCUCCCCGCCCUCUCCUCCUCCCGUCUGCCCCGACUCACCUCGCCGCCCCCUCUGCCCAAGCGGCCAGCCGCACAAGUGACCCCCACAGCGGCAGCAAAGGCUGAGAACCGAACCAGUGGUGCGUCCACUGGCCUCUCUGGGGCAGCACCACCUGGGUCAGCAGCACCUGGGCCAGCAGGGCAGGGUGUUGGAUCUCUGGGGAUCAAGAGAAGUCUCGCUGUGCCAGGUGGCGCUAUCGCAGAGUUGAAAGCAGCUGCAGUGGGCUCACAGCAAGCAGUGCCGGGGAGAGGCGCUGCUGAUACCAAGGCUGCAGCGGCUGCAGCAGCAGCGGCGGCAGCGGCGGCGGCGGCAGCAGCAGAGAGGGAGAAGCAGAGGAGACGCAAGCUGCAGAUGAAGGCGCUGCAGGCUGUGCUGUCCCAGUGCUCUGCGGAGUCCUCAAGGGCACACAACCUCCGCCUACAGAGAUUCCGUGAGGCCGACGAAGCUGCAGCUCAGGCUCGGGCCGAGGCUCUGGCUCGGUACACCAGCAAUGCGGAGCUGCUGCAGGAGAUCUUCACCUGUGAUGCCACUCAACUCUCCAGCCUGGCCUCCUGUGCUGCCCUGUGCGGGCGUUCGGGUCCCCCUGGUGCCCCUGGGGAGGGCGAUGCAAGAGGGGAGUGCGAGGGGGGUAAAGGGGAGGAUGAGGUGGAUGCACGAGCGGCAGAGGCGGGGUUUGAGAUGCUUGGUGCUGUGGCAGCUGAUGGCUUUGGAAGGAGGAAUGAGGAAGAAAGUGCUCGAGCUGGUGCUCCUGCUGCUAAUGGUCUCACAAGACCGUCACACUCUAGAGCCGUACCACGUGGUCCUGCUUUUUCUUUGUCAAGACCCUUUGGUGGGUGUCAAGCAGGGGAAGAGAGAUAUGGAGCAGCCAAAGGGGGGGAGCGGUGGGUGCAGGAGGUGGCUGUAAUGGCAGCGGAGUUUGAUCCUGUGGUGAUGGCAUUCACGAAUCAGCUGCCAGACAGGGAGCAGGCUGGAGGGAUGCGUGAGGUGGGUGAGAAGAGGCCCAGGGAAGUGGGGGUGGAGUCAGGAGAGGGAGAGGUUGAGGAGGCUUGGCGUGGCAGGAGGAGGAGCAUGCGCGGUGGGGCGUGGGAUGAUGUGGCGCCGACAGAGCCAGUGCCAACUGUUGGCGCUUCACGUCGCAGAUUGGGCCAAUGGGGAGGCUCGUUUGUGGACGCUUCUGAACCAGUUGUUAUUGACGAUGCGGAGGAUGAGGCAGAGGAGAAGGACGACGAAGAUAAGAGGUUCGAUGAGCUGCUGGAGGAGAGGAACAAGAAGAUGGAUGAGUUUGGGCAGAUUAUGGCAUUAGCAGCUGUAGCAUCGACUGCAACUGACAUUCUCCGGAAGCUGAAGCACGAGAACAUAAUCGAGAUGCUCGACGCUUUCGAGACCCCGCAGGAAUUCUGCGUCGUCACGGAGUUCGCACAGGGCGAGCUGUUCGAGAUCCUGCAGAACGACCAGGCGCUACCCGAGGCCCAAGUGCAAGUCAUCGCCAAGCAACUGGUGCGCGCUCUGUACUACCUGCACUCGAACCGCAUCAUCCACCGCGACAUGAAGCCGCAGAACAUCCUGGUGGGCGCGGGCGGCAUCAUCAAGCUCUGCGACUUUGGGUUUGCGCGCGCCAUGUCGUGCAACACCAUGGUGCUCACAUCCAUCAAAGGCACGCCGCUGUACAUGGCACCAGAGCUGGUGCAGGAGCAGCCGUACAACCACACGGUGGACCUGUGGUCGCUGGGCGUCAUCCUGUACGAGCUCUACGUGGGGCAGCCGCCCUUCUACACCAACUCCAUCUACACGCUCAUCAACCACAUCAUCAAGGACCCGGUGAAGUACCCCGACGCCAUGAGCGCGAGCUUCAAGCACUUCCUGCACGGGCUGCUCAACAAGACGCCGCAGAACCGCCUCACGUGGCCCGCGCUGCUGGAGCACCCCUUCGUGAAGGAGACCGCCGAGGAGAUUAACGCAAGGGAGGAGCGAGCACAGAAGGCGAUGGAGCGAGCAUGCAGGGCAGCAUGGCAUGCACGUGCCAGCACGUUUCUCCCCCACCCGCUCAUGCCCUCCGCCGCCAAGGAGAACGCCAACGCCAACGCUGCACCAGACGCCAAGGCGGCGCCAGCAGCAGGGGGCACGACGCCUGUGCCGUGUACGCCAGGCAAGAAGGCACGGGAGCUGCCUCUGCGCAACAUAGAGGCGCGCACCACCCCCCAGAACCUCAUGCCCGCGAAGGCCCCCGCCCCGCCUGCUCAGCCCGCCCAGACACCGGCGCAGCCGCAGCAGCAGCGGCAGCAGGCGCAGCAGCAGAGGCAGCAGGGGGAGGAGGGGCCAAGAGGGGCGAGAGCAGCGCGAGCAGCAGAGGAGAUGCCGCCUCCGGCUCAGCCAGCAGCCACAGGGAGGAGCCGCCUGCUGAGGCGUUUGGAAGUCAUCCGCUCGUUCCUCCCAAAGGCCGCCUCUGCAUCCCCUGACGCCAUAGCAGCAGCAGCGAGCGCGCUGCACUCCCUGGCAUCCCUCGUCACCGACCGCCACCCCUCCGACCCUCCUCUGGACGCGCGCUGCCUGCACUACGACGUGCUCCCCGCCGUCCUAUCCCUGCUUGACACGUGUCUCGCGGACAGAUCCUCCCGCCUGCAGCCCGUGCUGUGCCCCGCGCUGGCCCUGCUGCGCUGUGCCUUCGCCCUCAGAGCGUCCCUCGCGGGCAGCCAGGCGGGGAAGGAGAGGGAGAAGGAUAGGCAGGGGAAAGGGGGAGGGGCGGGAGGGGGCGGGAAGAAGGGCGAGGAGGGGGAGUGGGAUCGGGAGACGGAGGGAGCGUUUUUGGAGAAUGCUCUCGCGUUCAUCAAGAAAUACCCCAAGGUGCUGGAAGGGUCAGCACAGCAGUCAGGCGAGGCGUGCCACCUCGCCACGGCGUCCCUCGCUCUCCUCCUCGCCGCCUCCUCUGCUGCCGUCCGCGCAGCCUGCCUCCCCGGCCCCUCUCCCCCCGCCCCUACCGCCACCGCCCCCCCGUCCACUGGCUCACAGAGACAGCAGAAGGCGGGGGGAAGCACACGAGACAGGAGCACACGCGGCACACAGGGAGCAGCAGCAGGGGGAGGGGGAACAGGGGGACGGGGAGGGGCAGCAGCAGGGGCGGGCAGUGUGAGUUACGUGGAUACGGAGAUACUGUCAUGCGCACAGGCAGUGGCUGCCACCGAGCACAUGGCCCGCUGCAUUGCCCUCGCAGGGAAGGGGCUUGCCCUAGCUGCUCAAGAGCAGGAGAGGAAGGGUGGAAGAGGCGGGGCUGCUGCCCGGGGUGCCGGCCGGGCAGCUGAAAAGAUUGAUACAGAGGAGGCGGGGGAGUGGCAGCAGGCGAGUCUGCAAGCUCUGCUGGGAAUUUGGGCAGCUGUGGAAGGAAUGGAAGCAGCCAGUGGGGAGUGGAGAAGUGGGGACAGGAAGGGCUUUCCUCUGGCAGUUAUGCUUGGGGGUGCUCCUGGGUGGGAGGGCGUAGAAGGCAUAGGGAAGAAGGGAGGGAAGCUGCGGAGGGCUCUUGGGGAAAAGCUCGAGAAGGAGAGGUUUGUGGGAGAGAGGCUGCUGCGGCGAGUCGUUGAGGUGAUUAUUGGGAAUGGGGCGAGUGCGAGUGCGGCUAUAGCUGCAGCACUGGAGAUGGUGGGAGGGAACAAUGUGCUGCUUCCCAGGCUGCUGCAGCUGCUGCUGCGCUGCUGCCUCUUCUCCCCGUCCUUCUGCUGCCUCAUGGCACGUGCUCCCAUCCCAAACGCCCCCUUCCCCGGGCACGAUGGGAGCAUUAUGUCGGGAGGGGGUUCUGACUCCCUGCUUGCUGCUAUCUUCUCCCUCCUCCACUCCUCUCCCGCUGCUCCUGAAGACGCCUUGCAAUGCAGCGUCCGGGCGGCGUUGGCUUGUCUGGUAGUGGCGGCUGUAGCGGAGGGGUUGGGGUUGAGGGGCCUGCAGGGCGGCAAGUGGGUGCUGACGUCAGACUCGCAAGUGCAGGAGGUCAGGCUGGCGGUUCUAGGGAAACUGGCAGGGGAAGGCGGAUUUGGGGAAGCUGAGGGAGGGAGGGGUGGUGCUGCAGCUGCAGCAACAGGUGGUGGUAGCAGAACGAGAGGAGCAGCAAGGAGUGAAACGCAACAGCAGCAGGGGAUGGGGGUGGGGCCGGGGCGGCCGUCGGCACCAGCAGCAGCGCUGGCGAUGGCAGUUAUAAUGGAGCUAGAACUCGCACAGUCAGGGGAGCGGCGAGGGUCCUUCGGAGGCGGGUCGUGGGGAGGCGGCAGGGCCUCAUUCGGCGGGACCCCUGGUAGCAGCAGCCCAGCAGACGCGCCAGACUCUUCAAACAUCUCCGACCUUGUCCUGAAAUACCUCCCGCCGCUCGCUCUGCUCUCCUCCAAGCUGCGUGUUUCUCACGCUCCGGGGUUUUCCAAGGGGAUGGAGGGGUUUGGGGCGUGUAAUGGCGGGUGGGGGGAGCUGUGGGGGGGCGCGGGGAGGGUGGUGGGGCGGUGGCACGGGGUGCGGGACGGGUAUGUGGGCAUGCUCACUGUCUCCCUGCGCCUGGGGGGGCCUCAGGCGGUUGAGAAAGCACUGGAAGAUGGGUUGCUAGUUUCUAUGAUGAGUGUGCUGGGAGGGGGUGUGGACCGUGUUGGUGGCGGGAAAGGAGGGGGGGAAGGGGGGAGGAGUGGAGUGGGGAAGGCGAUUGAGGGGGAGAGGGCGGCGUGGGCGGCGGGGGAGAGGGGGUGCGCGCCCCCGGACCAUGUGGGGCUGUCACCCACGGGCGUCAUGUGGCUGCUGGCGGGGCUCUACAUGUGCCUGCCUGCCGGAGGGUACCGCGACGCCCUCAUCGGCCCCGACCCCAUCGACAUCCUCCUGAAGCUUCUCGGAACCUUCCACCUAGCGCACCUACAGGCGUGGGACAACUGCCAGGGUGGGCCAUGGGGGGAGAUGCAACUGGCGCAGGGGGGAGGGGAGGGGGGCAGGGGGGGCGCGGAAGGGGCAGGGGGGCGCGGAGGAGGUGGGAGAGGGGGAGGGGGGGCGGAAGCAGGGCAGAUGUGGGGGGAAGCAGCGUGGGUGAUGGAGGGAAGCUUGGAGGGAGUGGCACAGCCGGUAUCACUGGAUAUGGUGGUGGAGCUAGUGUGUGGGGUGGUGGACGUGCUCCUCUUCCCCUUCCAUGCAGUCGUUGCCGGGGAUGCCAUUGGGGGGGCGAGCAGUGCAGGCGGCACUACUAGUGUUGCGCCUGCUGCUUCAGCAGUUAGCGGGGCGGCGGGCGGCAGCAGCGGCAGGUCGGGCGGCAGCGGGGGGGAGAUGGAUGAGCUGUCACGGGCGCUGCUGGCGCUGCAGCCUCAGUACCUGCAGAUGCUGCAGGAGUCCUCAGCCAUCCCAGUGCUGCUGGCGUCACUGGCGGUACUUCAGGGCCCAGCUCUAAUCGGCCCCAUCAACCUGCUGUCACGCGUCGCACACCACUCGCCAGCAGCAGCGGCACUGCUGGUGCGCCACGGGGGGCUGGACCCCGGGCUCAUGGGGAAGCUGUUCGGUAUGGAGGAGCCCGAGGAGGGCGAGGGGGAGGGGGCGGAGGGGGGGGAGGGAGAGGAGGGGCAGGGGUACGUGAUGGAGGUGGUCAUGGACGUGCUGCUCAUCGUCUCCCACCUCUCAAGGCUCUCCGAGGACUACUACGAGCCCAUAGCCACGGCAGACAUCUACGGGGCACUGGAGGUGUUCCUCGCACACCCCGAUGCUGGUGUGCGCUCCAAGGCCUGCAACGCCGUGGGCAACAUGUGCCGCCACUCCGCCUACUUCUACCCCAUCAUGGUGGACUCGGGGAUUCUUUCCCGCCUCAUAGAGUGCUGCGCCGACCAUGACCGGAACACACGCAAGUUCGCCUGCUUUGCAAUAGGCAACGCAGCAUACCACAACAGUUCGUUGUACGCCGCCCUGAGACCAGUCAUCCCACACCUGGCGGUGCUGCUAGCUGCCGAGAGCGGGCCGCCCAGCAGCAGCGACGACAAGAUCAAGGCCAAUGCUGCAGGCGCGCUGGGCAACAUGGUGCGCAACUCAGGGGAGCUCUGCCAUGACCUCAUCUCCCAGGGGGCGCUGCAGGUGAGCAUGAUGGGAGGGAGGGGGGGGAGGGAGGAGGAGAGGAAGGGGUGUGUAUUUGAAAGGGUGCUGGGCAACAUGGUGCGCAACUCGGGGGAGCUCUGCCACGACCUCAUCUCCCAGGGGGCGAUGCAGGUGAGGGUGGUGGUAGUGGUUGUCUAG
Molecule: messenger RNA, 6972 nt
Organism: Closterium sp. Naga37s-1
Lineage: Eukaryota; Viridiplantae; Streptophyta; Zygnematophyceae; Desmidiales; Closteriaceae
Source: the annotation of a GenBank genome assembly